UUCAGCGCCGGCCGCGUGUCCUUGAAGCAGCAGCGGUGGCUCCCGGGGCUCUCGGACGCUCGCCCCGGCCGGAGCCUCGGGGCACGGGCAGCAGGGACGGGGAACUUCUCCUGUGGGCACCUGCUGAUCCAACCCGGGCUGCCCUUCCCCGGGCACGGCUCUGCUCUGGGAGCACCUGUGACAGCUCUGCCCGAUGCCCUCAGAACAUGUCUGAUUGGACCAGUCUGUGGUAUGUCUGGCUGAUCUUGCUGCUGGUGUUCCUGCUCCUGCUCUGCGGGGUCUCAGCGAGCUGUGUCAGGUUCUGCUGCAGGAAGAAAAGGAUCCCAGUGGAGCCCUUCCCUCGGCACCCCUGCGACCUGGCCGUGAUUGGCAUUGACAGUGACAGCACUGCCCACAGCACAGUGACCUCAUACAGCUCAUGGCAGUACCCCCCAAGUGUCCAGAUUCCCUUGGUAUUUGUGGAUAUGGAUAAGAACACUGUGUCCCCUCCAGCUUACAGCCUCUAUGCCAUGGACCUGCCACCUUCCUAUGAUGAAGCUGUUCAAAUGGGAAAGCAAGUGGCACGGACAAACCAGAAACUUGAUGACAUCCCUGAACAGGUGACACCACGUGGGCUGAACCCCAGCCAGUCCCCACCUGACACAAUCAGCAGAGAUCCAGCAACACAGGCAAAUUUAGAAGAUUCAGAAGAUGCCAUGAAAGAACAGCCACAGGUCUGACUCAGUUCAGAUGGGGAGAAAAGCAAGGGAAGGACUGUAAGAGUUAAAGAAGACAUGAAGAUUUUGGGUUUCUAAGUAGGUUAUGAUGGAAAGAUAUUUCUUCUCAUGCCCUUGUAAUGAUCUGUCAGAAGAAAUGUUUUCUGUGACUGCUCUAAUCCCCUGGUAAAGCUUCUUCAAGGAUAUGAAAUGAGGUAAAGGGACAGCAGUUUAAAAAUGCCUGUAAAAGUGGGACAUGAAUGCUUGUUCAUCCUCUGAUAAAAAAUUGUUCCUUGUGUCCAGCAAUAAAAAAGGUUAGGAGAGUUUUGCCACCUUGGGAAUACACUCAGAGCAGCACAAACAGGAAGCUGUUGUACUAGAACUGAAGUUUCUCAAGCUGGAGUUGAAGGGGAAUCCCAGCAAGUGACACUGAGCAGCCUCUGUGGUUUCUCUUCCUUUGGGAACACCAAGUGCCCAGGAAGCUGCUGAGGACAAAGAGCUGCUCAUGUUCCUCCAGGAGCAGGAAGAUGCCAGGACAGGAGAGCAUGGAGGGAAAUGCUUUGUGUUGUUCCACACCUGCACCAAGGGAAGGAGGCAGAUGAGACACAGACACUUCUGUGCUGCUGGUGGUCAUGAGACCCCAAGGGAUUGGUUUUGAGUUUCUAUAAAUCUUUCCAUUUCUAUUCUCAAGAUGUGUUGCCUUGUGGGUGGUUCCCUUUGCUAUUUAAUUUUUCCAGAUAAAGUACACAUGAAUUCCAAAGAGACACCUGCACACAUGGUUCGGUAUUAUUGAUGUGUUUCAAAUAUUCAAC
Molecule: messenger RNA, 1507 nt
Organism: Melozone crissalis (California towhee)
Lineage: Eukaryota; Metazoa; Chordata; Aves; Passeriformes; Passerellidae
Gene: TMEM52
Product: transmembrane protein 52
Exons: 4
Coding region: 207-719 (170 amino acids)
Source: RefSeq, a predicted model, not a curated record